GGGUCGUUAGCGGGUUGUGGGGGAAUCGUCAAGGUUUUAAACUGAGGCCCCGAGGCCGGUGGCGGCGCUCAAGUUGGGGUCCCGUCCGACAUGGGAGACCACUAGAAGUCUCCUCCCAGACGUGGUGAGGCUCUGACACUAAUGCCUCUGCUUCAGGAGCGGUGACAGCAAGUCUCCUGCCGCCUCCGUUUCCAUCCCAGUGCCUUGGUGACUUCUGCAAUGGGCCGGAAAAAGAAGACUUUACAUGAUUAUGCAGCGGAGUUCUCAGACUUGGUGGUGAAGCAGCACCUGAUCGAGCACAGUGACUCUGGGGACACCUCGGUAGUGGAGACGCUCUACUGCAGGGCUUGCGAGCUCCCCAUGCAGGUGAGGAGGGACCGCAUCCUGGAGCAUCUCUCCUCAGGCAGGCACUACAGAAACCGCAGGCUUAUCAGGCAGCACGGCCUUGGGAUGCCCAUUAUCAGUUCAGCAUCCUCGGACCUUGCUGCAGUGGGCCUUCCUGCACACCUGAGUCACCCUCAGACUCCACUGGCAGCCAGUCCCUGCAGCACCAGCCUGGUUCCCCCUUCUCCUGUGGGCCACACAUCCCUAUUCCCUGUCCCCACCAGUGCUAUCACCUCUACCACGAGUGGUGUGUCUGCCCGGGAGAACCAAAUGGCGUCUGCUUCCUCCAGCCACCGUUCAGAGUUUCCUGCUCUCCAAAUGAAGAGGCUGUCAGUGCCCUCAAAGCAGACCAACCAAAGACUUGUUUCAGAUGCCUCUCGCAGUGUGUUGUCUGGAGGUGGCAUGAAGUGGUUCAGUGAUGUUGGAGCCGGGGCACCCGGCCGUCUUGGUCUGGCCAUCUUUGGGGUAGCAUAUGGCAGCACAGCACUGUUUCAGAGUUUAAUGGAUGAGAACAGCUGCUGCUUGCUGUACAUUGUUGAGAAUCAGCUGUGUGACGUGGAGCGUGCCUUCAGAGCCGAAUAUUUGGUCAGCACAAGAGUGGUUCAAGAACAGGACGCAGACGUGGUCCUCAACGACCAGCGGGUCUCUGGAGUUGUUGUCUGUUCCCCACCAGAGGCAGCUUCAGAAAUAGUGAUAGACGCUCUCAGAGCAGGGAAAGGGGUAUUCUGCGAGAGACUUCCCAGUUUGGACAGGCAGAUUGCUGAGUCCUGCUUUGAUGAGGCCCACAGAUGUGGAAAGCCUUUAGUCUGUGGAUUUUACAAGCGCUUCGACCCGGCUUUCCAGUUCUUACACAAGCAGGUGUGUGAUGGCCUUGCACUGGGGAGGAUCCGCCAGGUCUCUGCCGUCAGCAGCCUGUACCCAGCAGCCUCUGUGGGUUUCCUGAAGCAGGCAGGUGGGAUUUUCUACAAUGCUGCUGUGCACGACGUGGAUGUAGUGGGCCUAUUGCUGGGGGGAUCCACUCCAGACACUGUGUUUUCUCUGGGACACGCCUUCUGCCCAGAUAUGGCCUCCUUAAAAGAUGCAGAUACUGUUGUGAUUAGCAUGAAAUUUCCUAGCGGGGCUAUUGUCAACUUGGACAUCAGGCAGCAUUGCACAAACAGCUGUGAUCAGAGACUGGAGGUGCAUGGUUCUCAAGGCAUGUUGCGGAUGGAAAAUCAGAACCCCUUGGGCAUCACUGGGCAGGGUACUUCCCUGUCCCUCUGCUCCCAGACGCAGGCUAGUCGUUACCGGGAUGCAUACCGAGAACUCUUUAGACACUUUGUCAGAACUCUUAAAGGGGCAGAGCCUCCUGAAAUCACCAAGGAGCAGCUCCUCAGGGCCCUUCAGGUAACUGCUGCUGCAGAGCAGUCCUGGCGGGACCGGUCAGCUGUGGACCUGCCAGGUGGAGUGGCGGAAGCCUCUGUGGUCAAGAUGGAAGCACAGUGAAGCACACCAUAGUGCAAGACUAAGACUCUGAUGGGCACUGGAUUGCUGUUCCACUCUGCCUCUUGAGAGAGAGAGAGAGCUGGGACCUUGAGGUGAUGUUAUUGCUACUGGAAACGAAGAAGGGGAAGCAUUUGGAAACAGUGUAUGCUUCAUUACUGGUAUAACCAGAUUUGUUUUCAUUUGCUAGAGGGCUCCUGCACUCACUUGGGAGAGAGGGAAAGUAGAUAGCACGCUCCUUGGGGGAUGGUCACGCUGCAGUCCCUUCUCUGUUCCUACCUUCUCUAGGAGUUGUGGGCAUGCACAUACACACCCAGCAUGUUUUUCAAGUCUCUGGGUCUUGGGAUCCAGCUUCCUCAACCACCACUGUGCCAUCAGUUGGCCCAUAACUAGAUGUUUCAGGAUGUGACCUCAGACCCAGGGAUUGCUAUUCAGUUUUGUUUUGAGCUCAGGCCUGGUAAAUAAGGACUGGCUCUCUUUUUGGAAUUCUCUUAGCAGGGAGUCCUGCCAAGGGAGUCCUUCUUUGGAGUCCUGCUGGUCGGGUAUUUUUAGGAAGAGUGCAGGUCAGGAAUUGGAUCAUCUCAACUGACCCACACUCUUGCCAGUUCAGCUUUUCCGUGUAGUGAUUGGAGCUGAGGCUGGUUAAGCAAUUGCAUGUAGCAGGCUGCAGGUUUCCUUGAGCCUGUGGGUGGCAAUAGCAGCAGUAUUUAAAAACCACAUGAUUUUCUUGAAGCAUCUGUGAUUUUGUGCACAGUAAUAUUAUAUAGCACCAUUCUUAAGAAAUAUGAAAUAAUCUGUACAUGACAUUAAAGGCCUAUUUUAUUAUUCCUUAUCUGCAUAUAGAUGUUCUCUGUUGUCAGUGGGAGGAUGAACUGAUAUUUUCCACCACAGGGACAAAGAGAAGAUUUCAGAAAUAGGCCUUCUCUUCUCUUUCCAGCAGUCACAUAGUGGAAGCGUUCCUGUGAAGGGCAGUGCCUUGCAAAUGGCAGAUCUGCUUUGAAUCUAGCCUUUUUUUUUUUUUUUUUUAAUUACAUGUUAGACCUGUUGGAGAUAUUUUUAUAUAUUUGAAAAUAACUAUAUAUGUUCUAUUCUUUUUAAAGGAACUAAGUCUUUUAAUAAAAGUAUUAAUACUGACUCUUGUGCUAAAAAACAUUAGCAUUUCUGUGUUCAUUACCAAAAGAUAUAUAGAUAUAUACUGAUAUGUAGACAUACAUUUUUAAUUAUCAAUUAAAAAA
Molecule: messenger RNA, 3101 nt
Organism: Tupaia belangeri chinensis (Chinese tree shrew)
Lineage: Eukaryota; Metazoa; Chordata; Mammalia; Scandentia; Tupaiidae
Product: inositol 2-dehydrogenase
Exons: 9
Coding region: 220-1869 (549 amino acids)
Biological process (GO): NADPH regeneration
Cellular component (GO): cytoplasm
Molecular function (GO): nucleotide binding; oxidoreductase activity
Source: RefSeq, a predicted model, not a curated record